GACAACUCGAGACAUUGUAUCGAAUUGAUUCAAAAACACUAGACGACUUGAUGCACAAUGGACUCGGAACCCAAAGGAGUUGGAAUGCAUUUUGGAAGAAGCAACUCUUGAUAGACAUUAGCUAGGGAACUUCCUCUGAUGGUUCCCGCGGCCCGCCAUAACACGGAAACCGUUGAGGUUUAGUGCUCUGUAGAUGAUUGGGCCGCUCGUUGAUCGUCUUGGCCCGGAUCACGGCCCACCAGCGUCGCGCGGCACGAAGAGUGGAACACGGAGCCGAGCGCGAUUCGACAUUCAUGGCCGAAAGGUCAAGAACCUCCAAAGCCAAACCGGAAUCUGGACCGCAACCCGGACAGGAUGGCCCCUUCGGCUCCGCCGCCGCCGCGAGUACGGCUGACCAAGUCGGGCCGCCCCUGGAAACGAAUGGGCCCGGCGCCGAAACCGCUGGCAGAGCGAUUGAAGAACAGAGGGUUGAAGGAGGUCAAGCGCGUCGAGCGCAGUUAUACCCGCGAGCGCAAGAUUGAGGUGCUGCUGUGGCUCCUCAACCACCGGGUCGAGGAUGUGCGCGGCCACAGGCCCCGUCGCCGCAUCGGCGAUCCUAUCGAGAUGGAAGUCGCCAACCCGGGCACCGAGGAGGCCCUCAAUGGCGUCCUGAUCUGGAACCGCGCCCCCACCUACGCCGAGGCCUCGCAGUACUGGAAAAUUCCCGUCCCGACCAUUCAAGGAUGGUGGGAUGCCCGCAAGAAAAUCCUCGACGGGACCGGCGUCGAGCUGCCCGAGGUUGGCCGCGGCGGUCCCAUUACCCUGACACCGGCGCCCCCAGGCGUCGACCCGCAUCCAGUAUCGACCGCCAAGAGGCUCCGGGGCCCAAGUAACAAGAACAACGGGGAGCAGCAGCACGGGCAGCGUGCUGCGUCUUCGACAGAACAAUCCGUGGGCACGCCGGCGACGACCCCAGCGACACCGGCGGCACCGGCUCCCAAUGGGGCGUUGUAUCCGUCCACACUGAACUGGAUGGGGGAAAAGUCGUCUAAUGCUUCUGGGACACGUCCUGCUUCUCUUCUCCCAACAUCGCCGGCCGGUUCCGGGCAGCCUGCGAACGUGGCAUCGCUGGGGCCCCCUGCCGGUCUGCCAGGUCGUCCGCCGGCGGGGAAGUCCAAGAAGUCAGCUGCCCCUGCUCCCCAACUGCCUCGUGGACUUCCUCCUGCUUUCGAUCCAGCGAACUAUGUCGUCGUCUACAUUGGUCCCCAGCCCGGCCCAUUGCAUGGUCAACACUGCAUCCACCCCGGCGCUAUUCUGCCAGUGGUACACUCCGGCCAGCCGAUAGAAGUGGCCCCAACGAGUUUUGUCUCUGUUUACCCCAGUCAUCCUCCGCCGCCCGGCCCCAGGCCUCCACCUCCGCCUCCCAAUGCAACAUACAUUGGAGAAGCCGUGUAUCCCGAUCCACACGAUCCUCCGAAUCCUGGCCAGCACCCUCCGCACGGACCCCCCGGCUCAGUUAGGUCCCAUCCUCCAUCCGGCCAGCCACACCCACCAAUACAAGCCCCCGCCCGCUCUAAUGGGCAUAGACCGCUGUUACCUGCCUAUGGACCUGCCGGCUACGUCAGCCCCUACGCCCCGCCGACCUCCGCUGCGGUCGCUCGCCCACCACCACGCCCUAUCCCUCGGGCUGUGCAGGCCGGCGAUCCGCGGAGGCCACUUGCCCCGACACCCCAAGCUCCCGCAUCGGCGAACCAGUCGCCGGCAUCGGCAACAAACACCGCACAUGGCCAGCUGGCGAGAGACAUUACAACGGGUCCACCAGAAGCUCAACAGCAAAAUCAUGUCGCGCCACCUGGCCAGCAACCGGCUGAGAGCCAACCUCUACCAACAGCAACAGGCACAAAGCCAGCGCCCCCCGCGGCUCUAACAGAGUCGGAGGCUGCAACCCGGCCGGCUAAUGAGCAGGAGCCGUCCGCUUCAGGGAAUAUGGAACCGAACCUGCAGCGGCGGGGGAUGGAGCGGCCGGAUACGCCUGCGCCCGAGUACCAGGAACCGCCGCCGCCAAGCGCAGAAGACGAAACACCCAUGGACACGACCCCGUCCUUCCAAGAGGACACUACAAGCCCAUAUGCGGAAGACACGGUAUACGGGACAGCGGAUUCCGCGGAAGUGAAUGCAGCAGAAUCAUCUGGUGAGGAUAAUCUGACAUCCGGUCCUCUGGAGACAGCGGCGCAGACAGAUGCCCACGAGGAUACGACCAUGCCCAUGGAGAUGGAACGCGAUGGCAAAGAGCCAGCUGGAGAAGCGCCGACAGCGGGGUUACAGGGUGAACCGUCAGCAAAUGAGGAAGGAGAGGAAAAAGAAACGACUACAACCCCAAUGGAUAUUGACACUGCAGCUGACCAGCUGAACGAUGAGUUGACUGAUUCCCUUUCUGAGUCGGCCGUGUCAACACCUGCUUCUUGAGGCCUUGGCAAUGGAGUCUCGCCAGCGGGCUUCUCCUUCAGCGAGGAGCUGGACUGACGCUUGGCGUGUGAUCUGCAUAGUGCAAGGUGUUCACAAAGGAGUGGAAUAUGAGCAAGUAUGGUUAGCAUUUGGAGUUAUGGUAGCAACUGCCUUCCUCCCGGCGUCAACUGGAGUCGGUGGAUAGAUACCACGGGUUUAUUUGGGGUUUCAAGUCAGUGGUUUGUUGACUUCAACAAAAACUCCUGCGGAGCAUUGUUAAUUUGAACAUGAUUUAUCCUUCUGAAAACACUUUCAGGAUGUUUAACGAUGUCAGGGGUUUGUUUACUUCAACCAUCCACCAGGCAAUAAUCCUGCCAGCAUCCAAGCCUUCCACGC
Parathielavia appendiculata is the source of this 2820-nucleotide messenger RNA. RefSeq lists its product as uncharacterized. Bases 355 to 2445 code for a protein of 696 amino acids. The record is from RefSeq and is a predicted model, not a curated record. The transcript has 2 exons. Lineage: Eukaryota; Fungi; Ascomycota; Sordariomycetes; Sordariales; Chaetomiaceae.